AUGGAGGACUUGGUAGAGUAUCAUGGGCCCAUUGGUAGAAGCAGGACAGAGGAGAUCUUGAAUGUGCCAGGCUGCAAUGGCAGCUAUCUGAUCAGAGACAGCAUGAGCUCACUUUGGCAUUACUGCAUCUGUGUGCUGUGUGACGGGUGGGUGUACACCUACAGAGUAUUCAAACAAACGAAUGGCCUCUGGAAAAUGGAGAUGGCUCCCGGGAUGAAGGAAAGACUCUUUAGGAAAGUCAAUAACAUCAUUGCUGUCUUUAAAAUCCCAGGGCAAGGCAUAUCGGUUCCUCUCCUCUAUCCUGCAUACAAAACUAAACAUUAA
Myxocyprinus asiaticus (Chinese sucker) is the source of this 324-nucleotide messenger RNA. Its product is annotated as SH2 domain-containing protein 1A-like. Bases 1 to 324 code for a protein of 107 amino acids. The transcript has 4 exons. Lineage: Eukaryota; Metazoa; Chordata; Actinopteri; Cypriniformes; Catostomidae. The record is from RefSeq and is a predicted model, not a curated record.